GGCGCGGUUUUGUCUCGGGUGAGCGAAAUCUUGGAGCUUUGUUUGUAAAGGUCUUAAAAGUGGAUGUAGUUGUUUUUCUUCGCAAAUUCACAUCAGUAUGUCGCAGGUUACGAUUACAAAUUUCUUUAGCAAACGGAAAAGACAUGUAGAUGAUAUAAAAUCUCGUUCAAAAGUUCUUGUUUUAGAACGUGAAUUGUCUGCAACAUACGCCGUAAAAACAGAACUCCUUGAGAAAACUUCUUCUCAAAGUGAUGCAUUGUUGAUUGAUUCAGAAAAAUUAAUACCUAGCCACAAAUCAAAAGAAAAAUUGCAGAGUAGUAGAGUGUUCUCAGGCAAAAAGAAAGUUCGUUUUGAUGAAUCAAAAAACACCGCCAGAGCGAAUAAUUUUCAGAAGAGAAGUGGGAGUAACUCAAAAUCACCAAAGUAUGACAUUAGAAAAUCAUUUCAAACUGUUUCGACUAAAAUUCAUUGUGGCUCGAAUGAUGGAGAUUGUAACACCGGGCUAGAAGAUAAUCAACUGGAGGAAAUUGCAGUCGCCAGUGAGGGCCCAGGAGAUGUGCCCGUGCUCUCGGAGAAUGCAGCCCUGCCAGCCGAGACGAUCUCGGGCCUUGCGCUCGGUGCUGGAGGCAGCGGGGUGGUGGGCGUGGAAGCUCGGUCUAUCCCCGGGACACCCACCGUGGACGCCGCCCAGGCGGUUCCUGUUGCCAGCGAGGUUCCUGUGCUCCCGGAGGAUGCAGUUCCGCAGAUCGAGGCAAGAUCAGGCCCUGAGCUAACUGCCGGCAGUAGCGGAGUGGAUAUGCGAGGAGGGGCCGGCCUCAUGACUCCCACCAAGAAGACUUCCCAGGCGGUGGUCGAUGAGACCCCCUGUGCCUCGCCCGUGCUGCUGGGGAACGCAGUCCCGCCAACUGGGACGAGCCCGGGUCCCCAACUUGCCGCAGGGAGUAGCGGUGCCGAGUCUAGUCUCAUGACUCCCACCAAGAAGUCUGCUCAGGAACUUUCUCUGAGCGAGAUUAAAUCCAGACUGUCGAGAAGCGAAAAACUGAAGAAAGCGAUGAACGCUUUCAGCAAAUCAUCUGCGAGAUGUGCACAGUUAGAGGCUGCGAGGAAGGCGCUGGACAAAACUAUACCUCAGCUUCAAAAUUUUGAAAAAGUUGAAGUGGAAUUUCAUACAAGCCCUCGGAAGGCCGUCCAGGGGACCCCGGAGAAGCGGGGGGUUCUCGGGAGCUCCCCGCAGAAGAGGGCCGUCCCCGGGAGCUCCCCGCAGAAGGCCCCCGGGCUGCCGCUCCCCUUCCCGUACCGCGGCCUGGCCGAGGUGUUCCGCUGCGUGGACGUGGUGGUGUCCAUGCUCUACAACCGCAGCGAGGCCGUCACGUUCAAGAAGGUGAAGGCGGCGGUUCAGGAGAUGCUGCACAGAACCUUUACAGAGCAACAUUUGGGACAGAUAAAAGCUGUUUUUCCUGAUGCCUAUAUUUUUCAUCAGGAAAAAGUAAGGAAUUUUGGGUCAACAUCAAAGGCAGAUACAUAUGAGCUCACCAUCACACCUAUUCUUUCAUCUAAAUGGAAAAAUGAUAACAGUUUGCACAUCUCAGAUGAGGACGUGCCGAAACCUGCUGACAAGGUUUUGAUGACUCCCACUUCCAUUUUGGAGCGCAAAAGAAUUUUCUACAAUAAUCUAUUGGAAAGAGUUUUCGAACAACAUGAGAAAUUCCUGUCGUCCCUGGAUCCGCCAUUGGUCGUCCCCCGGAGUGAGCUGGCCCGCUGGCACCCUCAGUUCGAGGUCGACGCCGCGGAGGAGGUCGCUCCGCAAGAGCUGCCCCAGCCCCCCAACGUCAGGAAGUUCACCUCCGCCAAAGACGUGUUGGAUCGAGCCAAGGAUCUGUUCAGCUGCAACCAGAGAAUGCAGAAUGUGCUGCUGGGAAUGAGCGGCGAUGCUUCGAAGGCGGGCGGUCAGUCUGCCGUUUCUGCGGCCAAAGACAGCUCGGUGGCCAAACCGGACUCUGCCCUGUCUUCGCCUGCUCAGUCCGCUCUGAAAGGGAUUCCAAAGUCCUUGUUGGAAAAGGUGCGGGCGAAGCAGGCGGCGAGGGCGCGCCUCGCCAUGAUGUGUCCCGCGCAGGACACGGACAGCCGGGAGCACGGGAGGCUGCCCGAGCUGGCCCGCAUCCUGCGCAACAUGUUCGUGACCGAGAGGAAGGUCGCGCUGCCCUUGGAGAGCGCCGUGCUCAAGCUGCAGAACAGCUACCGGGAGAAGCUCACGGCGCGUGAGUUGGAGCAUCACGUGAGACUGAUGGUCGGCUUGCUGCCCGGCUGGAUCAUGAUCCACACGAUCGGCGAUGCGGACUACCUGAAGCUCUCCAGACACGGCGACAUGACCAAAGUCAUACAGAAACUUGAAGCUACGGCGGCCGCAAAGAGGAACAACACUCCGCUUCUGAAACCUGCUUGAAUUUGUUUGUACAUUUUUUAGUUCUUUUGCAAACUUUUUUUUUUUUUUUAAAGCAUUUGUGUGAAAUUUUUAUACUACCUAUAUUCAAUUGUGAGUUUUUUUAAAUAUUUAUACCUUAGUAAAUAAUUUUUUAUGAAUAUACAUUUUUCUUAAUACAAUGCUAUUUCAUAUAUUUUUCGUAAUGUUUCUCUUUUUUUUCAAAUACUUUUUUUUCUGUAUUUGAGUAUUGCUAGAACCACUUUUUUUUACUGCAUUGUUUUACAAUUUACUAUGCUAAGCAUUUAUUUAUUUCUUACUCUGAAAAUGUUUACAGCAAAACUUGGAUUCAAAUGCUGCAUGAAAACUGUUUUUAGUGUCUUUAUGUUUCAAAAUACAUUCAAAAAUUUGUUCUUAAAAAACAGAACAAAAUCUUUUUAAGCUGGUAAUACAACAGUAUUCUAUAGAAAAAUGAAAAUGAAAACUAAUGGUAAAGUUUUUGCAUCUUACAGUUAUGCCCGGAAGAUUAAAAAUGACAUUACGUAUCUCUAAAGCCCAGUACACACGAGCCUUUUUCUCAUGCAAGAAUGGCACAUCUACAUCUCAAUUUGUGGCAAACUUUCAAUGUACUGAGUAUGACUUGUUUUCUAGUUAGUGCAAUAUAGGGAUGGUCCUAAGAGUGAAUUUAAUAUAUAAAUGUAUAAAGUAGGGAUGGUCCAGUCAAAUCCUCAAAUACCAUAAAAUCCCUAGUAUUCGAAGGAUUCAAUAUUCAAGGAAGAUUUGAGGAAUAAUAUUAGAGGAAAUUAAGUAAAUUAAAAACAUUCAAGAUAGAUAACCUCUGAAGUUUACUAGGUCAAUUUUUUUUCUUCAUACCUAUCAUCUUACAAUUCCCCAAGAUAUUGUACUUUUAACAUAUAAUUGUAUAAAUAAAACUUCAAUAAGUAUUGAUACUUCAAACUAGUUUGUGGAACCACCAUUUAAAGGGUAGAAUGUUUCAACACUAUAGUUAAUAUUUUUAUUUAUUGUAUAUUAUUUUAUUUGUGACCCUUGACACCUAAAUUCAUAUUCGAAGUAUUCUCUGGGAUUUGAAUUAGAGAAAAUUGGGAUUUGACCCAUCACAAGUAUAAAGUACAUGAAUAUUAGUAUUUUGACUUCCCGCUGAAAGUAAUAAACUAGUAUCGUGUGAAUUCUUUAUAUUAAUCUUUCUUGGACACUGGCUAGAAUUGGAAUUAGGGUUCACUUUCUUGUGCAUCUUUGGUGAUUUCUUUCGUGCACAAGAAAAAGGCCUAUGUGCAGGUCAAUGCGAAUGUUAUUAAAAAUGUAAUCAAUGAAAAUGAUUUAUAGCUGAUAUUCAGUUCAAUACAAAAUACUUUACUUCAAAGUAACAAAUAUUCAUUUGUAUUCAAAGUACUUAUAGUGAAGCUAUUUUAUAUAAUUGGGUCUGAAAAAUGAUGUUAGAAUUGAUUGUCUUACAAUUUAAAUGUGUAAAUCUCCGUUUCAAAUUUAAUAACGGAUCUAUUAUAAUUACACAAAGAAUUAUUUCAAUAUGUGCACAGCAUACAUCAGAAAUGCUCAAGUUAAAAGUGGUAAACAAUCUUUAAUUCAGAUAUAUUUUGGCAAGUUCGAAACACUGCAACAUGUUUGCAGCCACUGCAAAAAAAAAUUCCUAAAAAUUUGCAAUUAUACUUCUUUUAUAGUUGUGUUAAAGUAUUUAAAACUGUCAACACCAGAUAUCAUGUACAAGUAAAUAUGUUUAAAACUAUGAGGAAAAAAAACUAUGUGUUUGAAAUCAACAGUCAUUUUCAAGGUUUUUUUUUAUUAUUCCAAACGAAAAAUAAAAAAUAUGCAUUCGCACGGGCCUACCUAUUUGUACUGGGUUUUAGACUAUAUUGUACUGUGUACUUCUAACCACUGGGGUAUUUCAGGGAUUGUAGUAGAGGUGUAAAAGUAACAAAAAAAAGUGUACCCGUAUGUAUUCGUUACUAUAACAAUUGGUACUCGUUACUUCUGAUACCGCAUAACAUGCUAUGUUAUGUUACAGCAACGAAUCGAGUCGUAUUGCGUAAGCAUAUAGUAUGAUGUCGCGUAAAUAAUAAUAAAUACAAUAUAAACAAUUAACAAUAUUUGAUAAUUAACAGCUUUUUUUAACCAAGGAACAAUUAAAUCUCAUUAGAGCGGCUUUAUUAUAUCUCUUUUAAGAUAAGAACAAAAAAAACGUGAAAAUACGCGAUAAUAAAAAACAAAAACAUACAUAUUUAUAAUUUGUAAAAAAUACUUUCUUACGUUGUUUCUGUUUCAAUUUCAAACUUUGUCUACACACACAAUACCUUUAAUAAACAGUAAAAAACUUGGACAACGAAUUUCCAAAUUAUACUUUACUUAAUAAACAAACAUUGUUCUUUGUGACGUACGUUUUUAAAUUCACCGAAUAAGCGCGCGCAUGCGUAAAACAUACGAAAAAUGUGAGUAACGAAAUGCAGCCGUGUGUAACGUUUCGUUACUCGGUACUAGAUGGCGCACCCGUUACUCAGUACCGAAUACAUACGGUUUGCUACAGCUCUAGAUUGUAGUCAUACCUACAACCCUCAUCACAUGAACUGAUGUCUAAUAAAUUAUUGACUCUGUGGAAUCAGUAUAUAGAGCGAAAAUACAACUGUGUAGUUCUAGGAAAGAGAAAUGAUUGAACUUCAUGAACUUCAAUAGUUUUGACUAGACGUAAAUCUACUUAAUGUGUAAUAGAUUUAUUUUACUAAACUAAUGCAAUGAAAAAUCUUAAUCCCGCAUGUUUGGAACCAUGGUCAUGUAGGAACAAGAUUUUACAGUGGAUAACGAUAAAAUCAAAAUAACACAGUUAGCAUGUCAAUAAAAUAAUACUUUCCAGCACCAAACUGCCACUAAAAGCAUGAAUUAACUUAACAUUUUAACAAAACUUACCUUAAAAUAAUUACUCUUUUAAUAUACCUACUAUUUAUUUCAAUGAACGCAACUAAGCAGGGAAAAAAAAUUUCUUUGUUUCAUCUUAUCUCUUACGAACUCACUUUUACUUUACAGACAUUAGUACAUUUUUCUAACACACAAAUACUGGUCCAAAUAUUGUUUGUGAGGAUUAUGUUAUAUGUAUGCUUAUUACAAAUUAAUUUAAUUGUAAAAAAUUAUAUGUAUCAUAAAAUUUACAUUUGUUUUUGUGAAAUUAGUUUUAAAUAACAGUUACUGUUGAUUAAUACAGUUCCUUCAUAAAUUUUGUAAACUUAAAAACAAUAACACCAAAAUAUUCUGUUUUUGAAAUAAAAUUAGCCUUAAAAUAAAAUCAUAAAAUCUUGUUCCUACAGAUGAGCGAUGUUGUUAGAUGCUUGAACGUCAAUAUAGUUUCAAAGAAAAUGCAAAAUGUGAAAAUGUAACCAGCUAGGAAACAGGAAACACUGCCACUGAAAUGAUGACCAACAGCAACGAUAAACUCUGUGGUGUUGCAACUCGUAAGCGGCUUAAGUCAACGGCUUAAGUCAACAUUCGGAACAUCCGAAAAUAUCUGAGAUCAAGGAGCGCAAUUUUUGCUGAAUCACACCUUACGAUUCCAGAUUAAAUAUCCUUUGUUGUAUUUCAUCAUAUUCCUUUAGCUUAAUUUUGCGUUUAUUGCGUGAAGUGUGUGAACAUAAUGAAAGUAAACCGUGACAAAGGUGGUUUCUGUUGUAGAAAGAUCAUGACAGAAUCUGUUGCUAAAUUCUGGGCCGAAACUUUUGAAAUAACAAAAAUUAAACGAUUACUACUAAUUCAGUUUGAAGUCUUUUUCUUGAGCAAGAAUCAUUUCAUUUGUGGUGUUCUUAAAAGAAUUGUAUGUGUUAUGUAUAAAAAAAAUUGACAGUAUAUUUUCUAGCGGAUAAUUUACUAGAAUUUUAAAAUAGUUGCUAUAAAAAAUUGUAAAAAUUGUAUUUGGUAUUGUGAAACAUGGUUGUAUGAAUAAUAAAACAAAUUAUGUCCACCAAAUAUGGCAAGAGAUGCAUAAUGUUGCUUGUACCUCAUGUUAAAUUUUCCAAACACAAAAUUUUUGUAGUUUUUUUAUAAGAGCUGUUUAUUAAUGAAAACCGCACUGCAUGCAACAUUUAAGGUUUUAAAUUUUUUUUAUGAGAUUUCCUUCAAACAGUGUCCAAAUAAGCUAUAUUUCCUAAAUAAUGUUUAAUAAAAUAUGAGUGGCCUGAAGAUUUACUCUCAAGACAAAAAUUAUUUGCAAGUAUCUGUUUAUUUUUUGUGUGUAGUCUGUUAGGAUCAAUAAAACUCGGGAAAAAAAUAAUGAGAUGCUCAUGAUCAAUUGUGUAAUGUAAUAAGUUUGUACAAUGUAGUUUUUUAAUACAGUAUUCAAUUAACUUUGUGAUAAAAUAAUGAUAUUAAAUGAACUAAAUAUGAUGAACAGAAAUAUGUUUAAAUUGAAAUUUUUUUCUUACUCAUAGAUUUUGAUUCGCCGCUUGACUUGUGUUUGGUAGUUAUAUAUUGGUUUGUUUGGCUAUUAGUGUUAUUUUGGUUUUAUCACAAUAUGCCACAACUUCUUAUGCACAUCUCUUAACACUGCUUUUGUUUUGUGGAUAUGGACUAUAUAUAUUCAAUUCAAUUCAGCAAAAUUCAGCAAAUAACAUUUUUUGUUGCUAUUAACUUCAUAAGUCCAAUACCUUUAAACAAUGGUUUUUCCUUAAUAAUACUAAUUAAUAUGUGUAUUAUACCCUCUACUAAUACAUUCAGUUGUGUUAUAAAUAUUUAAAUAUACAUAUCUGUAAUAGCUCUGCACUCAUCUAAAAAAGAUUUUUGACUAUAGUUACCAAAAGUUUUAAUCAUUGUCACAAAAAUUUUAGGCUGAGCUCAAAAUUUUGUAUUAGAUAUGUAUAAUUUUUAGGUUCAAAAUGAUGCUUUCUAUAAAAAUAUCUUUAUGAAACAAGUACAUACUAUCUCACAAGUAUGUUCUAGUUUUGUUAAAUAGAAAAUAAUGACAUACGUACGUAGUAUAAUAAAUGU
Messenger RNA from Bacillus rossius redtenbacheri, 7417 nucleotides. RefSeq names its product DNA replication factor Cdt1 (gene dup). Gene Ontology annotation, molecular function: DNA polymerase binding; DNA binding. The transcript is spliced from 12 exons. Gene Ontology annotation, cellular component: nucleus. The record is from RefSeq and is a predicted model, not a curated record. Gene Ontology annotation, biological process: regulation of DNA-templated DNA replication initiation; DNA replication checkpoint signaling; DNA replication preinitiation complex assembly. NCBI's taxonomy places the organism in Eukaryota, Metazoa, Arthropoda, Insecta, Phasmatodea, Bacillidae. The coding region runs from base 98 to 2443 and encodes 781 amino acids.